Molecule: messenger RNA, 2241 nt
Organism: Trypanosoma grayi
Lineage: Eukaryota; Euglenozoa; Kinetoplastea; Trypanosomatida; Trypanosomatidae
Exons: 1
Coding region: 1-2241 (746 amino acids)
Source: RefSeq, a predicted model, not a curated record
AUGCUUAGCUCUGGUCAUGUUUCAGUCCCUCGUCAAGGCAGAAGGGAGGCGAGACUACAGGCAUCUAUGGGACUGCAGCUGAGAGACAUCCAGGUGUUGUUUCUGGUACUGAUGGUUGUGGCUGCACCGUUUCUUCGCUGUGCUGCUGCGGCUGGUGGCGUGGUCCCCCGAACGAGAAUGGCCACACCUGUAGCCGGCAACAAUUACUCGGUGCUACUCAUGAACUGCUUUCCCGGCGUUGUACUCAGUGCUUCCAACGUCCGAUACGCCUGUGAGGUUAAUAGCACCAAAACACUGAUUGGCUUGAACCUCUCCGCCUCGUACUACACCCCAAUAGGCCUCAUUCGUGGCUGGCCGGCGACUCUUGAUGCGGAACCCAAUAUCAUUACAUUCCUGCCUGAUCGUGAGGUGCCUUCAGGACGUUGGGAAUUGGUCUUCACGUCGUUUUCUGACGUUAACAAAUCAUAUUCUCCUAUGACGACCACUAGGAGCAUGGACUACAUGAUGAUUAGUGACGCCAAGGCGAAUUUCGCUGCGUCCAAUCCGUAUUACGGUAUGGGUGUCUCGUGGGCACCCAAUCUCCCAACCGGCAUCACGGCUUCGGGCCACAUGCUGGUGCGCUCUUUCGGUGACUGCCAGUACACCACUACAACCUGCGCUAACACUGAUGGGUGCCACAGUAUGCUGCCACCUGCAAAGCUUCCUCCUCCUGGCGAAUACUGGCUCUGCGUGACGUCAAAAGACUGGCGUUCCCAAUACCUUCCAUGGGGUGUGAACCCUCUUGAAGUGAAGAUGCUGAUGGCAACGCCGCUGUACUUGACAGCUGGUAAGGACAGAAAUGUCAUGUUGCAGGAUGCGGAAUCUGUGGUCAGUAAAUUGAACCGUGUGUUCCUGGUGCGGUGCCCUGGCAACGACUGCCCCCGUGUGACUACCGGCAGUGGGGAAGAGGUGGUGCACUUUGAUGCGUGUGCUAACCCCUCCGUCUUGUCGCGGGUGAAUCUGUCCAACCUCCAUGUGCUGUCUGCACAAGCUGGCGUGUACGCUGUGUGUGUCGAUGACGGUGAUGGAGAGUACACUGCUCCUGCUGCGCUCCCGGUGACGGUGCUGCAGGAGCCCUUUGCCUUCAAGGUAACUGCUGACAAGGACAAGAACACGGCUAAGAUUGAUGUUAGCGGAGGUGACUUCGAGUGGCGCAGAGAGCCAUACACGGUGUGCGCUGUGCCGCAGGGUGAAGCAUGUGGUUCCGUGUCUUCUGGGUCUCGUAUGUGCGAGAAGAGUGAGUCCCCAAAUUCAUUAUCUGUGUCUAUGGAUCUCACCAGCAGGGGAAUGCGUGUUAAGGAUGCGAAGUUCUGCUUCAUCGCAGCCGACGUGACAAUCGGCGGACGCGCCUACACGUUUACGCAGGAUUUGCCGGGGUACAGCGCUGUGUUGACAAGGGGACUGUCUGGCGGAGUCAUCGCCGGAAUUGUCAUUGGAUGCAUCGCUUUAUUGAUUGUUGGGGUUGCCGUGUUCUACUUCUGCUACUGGCGACGAAGGCCGAAUGUGAGUAAGAACGGCGAUUACCCCUCGACCUCUGUGCCGCGGCAUGUGGCCAAGAAGAGAAGUCGCCCCGUGGAAAAGUCCCGUGUGGCUGCUCGUGAAGAUAAUGACGGGGGCCCAGCGAGUAUCGGUGAUUAUCCUUCACUGUACUCGCUGGGGCAGGUGGAUAACCCCAUGGCGCAUGGGCAGGCGGAGGAGAGUACAUCAGUUCCCAACGUGGAGUCGACUGCGCUUCCGUGGGAUGAGGACAAUUCAGACAACCUGUCGAGUGAAAGUUUCGAGGAGGAGGAGGGUGAGAGUGAGUACACGUCAGAAUCUUACACGUGGCCAUAUCCCUUUCCGCCAGAUAAUAUGCCGAAGGUUUUCUUUUCGGACGUGAUAUUGCCGGACAACCCAUUCUAUGAUCCGGCGUUUAGCGAUACGUUGGAGCUAGAACGUUAUGAAGUCGCCAGGGGGGUGCGCUUGACGCCAGCAGAAAUUGGCAGACAGUUGUGCUAUGUGCGUAAACCCGGAAUAGGAGGCGAUGGUGCACCCAGAGUGCGCAGGCUUCCGCGUUACAGGCCUGAAAGGGACAGUUCUGAACAGGUGCGCGGGCCUACCGACGUGAACGGCGCAGCUGCUCCGCUUCUGAAUGGGAAUCAAACCGGUGUGGCUCGUGGUGCGGCAAGUCCUGAGAGGGACCCGCCCGCUGGGCACUUAUAG